UGUCUUGAUGCAGCUUGCCUGCUCUUCACUGUGUCUGUAGCCACAAAAUAUCUAUAUAUGACCUAAGAAAGGGACUCAAUUCAAAUGCUGUGGAUUUUUCCCUCGGGGGAUGUUAUACUUACCGGGAACUAUCUCUCAACUUAAAUUACCGACCGCCAGCUGAUAUCUACCAGUCGGCGGGACGAUAAGGAGGCAGACAAGACUGAUGGCUGAUGAUAUCCUGAUUUCAGACAGUCCCUGCAGGCCGGCUGUCAUAGCAACCGGUGGACAACAACUGCACAAUACCAGCCAAGAAAGUGAGGAGAGUGUGUCCUAUGCUCAGCCUGUUCCACGUGGUGUACCUCGGAGGUGCACCUUGGAUGUCUGCGGACAUCUGAGAGGAAAUCAGAGCGAGGUCGGCAUCGCCAAGAGGGUCAGACCACCAUCAUGUUGCCCAGCUACCACCGUCAUUACUCUCGUUCAAAAACAUCGAAGACAGUGCUUCGAAUAAACUACUGUUUGAUGUUCGUCUGCUUGACUGUGGUCUUUAUCUACGUGAUGACACUGUUGUAUCUACACAAAGUUUUUCGAUGGCCGGCGCUGGAUAGUUUCAGACAAGCACUGCAGUCAGAUGGAACUGAGAGGGACUUUCCUUUCUGUGUUCAAAAGUCGAUGUGGACAGAUAAAGACCGUUUCUCUUUAGAGAAAGAAUUUGAGUACAGGAUGAAAAGAGACAGCAAGGGUGAGAGGAUGAUUUGCUUCAACUCCCUUGACUGGAUUCCUGUAGUCAUUGAAAAAAGGUCUGAGCAGCUGCUAGCCAGGCUUCCUCGUGAUGAUGACCAGGUACAGAAUCUCACGGAUUCUGCUAGAAGACUUUCCAAGAACGAUGCAAAGGUCUUUCAGCCAGGUUCGAGUUUAAAACUGUUUGCUGACUCAGAAAGUUCUUCGAUUUCGUCGUCUGGUCAAGACUCUUUUCCGACUCGGCUGUUGCAUCCCAUGGUGUAUCUCUGUGCCAGGGACAACAAUCAGCAAACAGCCUCUACUUUUGUCAAGUGGACUGCUCCUGAUGGGGAAACGACUUACCUGAAGUCUGUGCAGCUGAAUGGGAGAGAGAUGCGUUAAGAGUCACGCGAUCUGGUUACUAUUUUGUCAACAGUCACCUGGAGUUCAAUACAUCGAUCACUCAUGAGCCAACACACUACCUUCGCAGGGUCAGGAGAGGUACUCAACAAAACCCUAGUGAGGUCCAGUGUGCUCAGCAAAAUCUGGGUCCAUGUCUCUAGUGCAGGGUGUAUUUGAGCUAGUUGAAAAUGACACACUCAGUGUGGGCACUCACAGCUCAGUCCACCUCAUGCCUAGCACAUGCAUCAGUCUCUUCCUUAUUUGACAGCAAGACUAUUUUUAACAUCUGGUUUUAAAGCAAACAAUUAUAAGUGUUUUCUUCUUCUUUGUGUCAUGGAAUUAAAAUCUGAAAUGUUUAUUCUCUAACAGUCAUAAAAUCUACUAUCCUUCUAAACUCAUUAACCUAUUGUUCCUUGCCUAAAGUGUUCUAUGAGCAUAACUUUUAUGUCAGUACACAAACAGUUAUAAAAAGCCAUUAUAAGAUAUAUAUAGUAUCACUACCGUCCAUUUGUUUUGGUACUACCUCUGAUGGUGUAUAUUUUCUUUCCAACCGCCUAAUAUUCAUGUCAACCUUACUAUAUAGAUACAUCAUUAUCACCAUGAGAUUUCUGCAAGUAUUCCCUAAAUAAAUACAGAUGUUCCCCUUUCAUCACAUUUUUCUUAACAUAUGAACUUUUCCGUUUUUGUCUCUUCGGUUUUAUGUUGCCACUAUAAAGGUUCAUAUUUCUUUCACACUGCCAUCAAUACCAUUAUAAUAAUAACCUAACAAACCUGAUCAUGUCACCUUUAGUACCCUUCUACAUAACAUUUCCAGGUCUUUUUCUGGAACAGAUAUUAUUAUUGCUAAACGGCCACUAAUUUAUUCAAGUAGUGAUGCACACCAGGCAAGAAUAUCACAGUCUUGAAACACUUAUGUGAUAUUAUUGUUUACAUUUUCAUAGUACAUCUAGAAGCAAUGGUUGUAAAAAGCAAGUUUUGCUGCUUGCGUUUUGUGUAAAAUCACUUUUUCCUUGCAUUUUUUUUUAGUGAAAUUCAGAGGAACCAAUUUUUUGCAUGUUUAAGACCAUGUGUCAGACAGUUGCAAGCACAUCUUACCUAUUCUGCUUACUCACAAAGCCUUGACUGAGAGAAUAAAGGUGUUUGUAUUCUGACAAGUUUAUACAUAGACAACCAUUUUAUACAUAUGUAUAUAAUACAUAUUUAUUUAUAACAUUUUUAUUCACAUAGUUUUAAAUGUUAUAUUUACUAUACUUUGAUUGCCAGUUCAAUUUUUAAUAACCUUUAUAUUAAUUUUUAAUAUGAUGCACACAUUUCAUGGAUUUUGACUAUUUUAUUGAUACAAUUGUUCAAAAGUUGCAUAAUAAAACAGUGUAAAAAGAGUGCUAGAUUAUGUGUGCUCGUUAUGAUUCUGUAUCCAGAAACUUGUCAGGUCUGCAUGUGUGCAAGCGUGUGUGUGUGUGUGUGCAUUCGUUUAUUUGUGCAUGAGUAAUGUUAAUGUUUGCUUGUGUAUAAGUUGUUGCAGAUUGGAAAUAUCUGCCGACUUACAUAAAAUACGCACCAAAUAGCUUCAAGAACUCUCUGGAUAAUAGUUCAAGAUGUAAAAAUUAAACCAACUAUUUUUUUUUUUCAUUCACAAUUUGACCAUUUCCCAAACUCAGAAAAUAUCCACACAAAAAACAUUCACACAAGAAAAACUCUGGAAAUGACAUAUUAAAUGACCCAUCUUAAUUAACACCAAUAACAUAAACAAAAUGUUAGUCACUGAAACUUUGACACGAAAUCAUUAUUUUCAUUCCAAACGUUUGCAUAUGUAGCAUCACUACUAAACAGACUUCUUAGUCCUGUUUGCCCCCACUGGAGCAUAGGACUGCAAACAAAUCAAUAAACAGAACCCAAAGAAAUAACAGAUCAAUAAAAACAAUUCGAAGUUGCACAGUAGUUGACAUGAUCGUUGGUAGAAUAUGGAGGAAAUAAUGUCGUGUUUAACAUUUGUUUUUCUCUGUACCUCCCAGAUGUUUGUCUGUUGAAAGAAAAUAAGACUUUUAAACUAAAUGCAGAACAAAUUAAAUGUAUUUUACUUUUCUUGUUUUACCUCUCCCCUCACCAGGCAGUCACAUUGUGUUUUUUUUGUUUGUUUUUUGUUUGUUUUUUUAAUAUAAAGUCGUGAAAUUAUAUAUUUUCAGAUAAACUCAUAAAAUUCAUAUAAUCAGCCAAGCUUAUUAUAAAUUUCUGCAAUUUCAUAUUAACAAGUGCGCUAAAUUCCUCAAUCUUGUAUUUCCUAUUUAACUGCAGAAUAAAAAUUCUUAAGUCUGGCUGUUUCUUCUCUAUUUUACAUUUAUAGAUAAAAAACUUUGCUUCUAGUAGUAUAUUCUCUAAUGUCUUAUCUAUUGGACAGUUUGCUUCAUAUCCAAAUAGUAUUACAGAUUGGUUAAGUGCUAAUUUAUUAUUUUUAGAGCAUUUUUCCCUUAUUGCCUUUCCUAGGCUUGUCCAAAAUAGUUUGGUUGCCUUACAGCGCCAAAAUAGAUGUUCAAUUGUCUCCCUUUCGUUGCCCCAGAAAGUGCAUUUAUUAUUAACUUCUAUCCCCAUAUAUUCUGCCAGGGAGUUUGUACCUAGAAUUCUGUGUGUAAUUCUGCACUGAAACCAUCUCAGUUUAAUAGAUUUUAUGAGCAAAUAAGCUGAAAAUGUUGAUAGAGCAUUAUCUGAUGAAUUAUGUGCAAUUGCACAAAUUUUCAGUUCGCACCACCCACCUUGCCACUGGCUGAUUCUUUGGCCAGUGCUUUGGUCUUUUCUAACGAAGCCAAAAGAUGGCCAUCAAUUUUCAGGUCGGAUAUUGUUGAUUUGGUCCAAGGUGUGCACAAGAUUGCAUGAUUCAGGAAUGUUGUGCCGGAUGAUGAGCGGAAGGCACAAUCUGAGCUCGCACACAUGAACACCUUGCUGUUCAUGGCUCCUGUCCCCAUCAGCUCUUUUCCCUUGUGGCAGUACACAAUGUGAUUCCUCAGGUGACUUAGCAUGCGAGCACUGUAGUUACAGUGACAACACUUGAUGGCGGUAUUUUCCUUUGCUUGAAUUCUUGGUUUUGGAAAGGAUACUUUCAUUGGAAUAAUCUCCUCUUCCUCAGCAUCUACUGGCUCUUGCUUGAUGACAACCUGAUCGAAACCUCCUGUUUCAGCAGAUAUUUCUGGAUUAGCGUUCCCUUGGGAGGUACCCUGUAUGCUACCUUCUGCAUCCAAACCACUGCAGGAAAGCUUCUCGUCUUAUGUCAGAGGACUCUUUGCGAGAAAUGCUGAGCUGUUUCUCUUCCUCCAAUGCAGUUUCUCCUUCCUGCUCACCAGCCUCUUCCAAUCUGCCUUCCUCGUGUUUGUCUCCCGCACUCAUUUUCUUCUGGAACUGCUUACACUUUUCCCCCCUUCUUUUCCACUUGAGGAUGAUUGUGCAGGGGAAGAGCUAUCCUCUGCUUUGAUUAAUGCCACAUACCUAGGAGCCUUGCCAAUGUGCUCGCGGUCUGAAUGAUCGUUCACCUCACUCUGACUUUCGCUGGUGAACGGGCAGUAGCCACAGUUCCAGUACAGGUUGAAUCGCAUUGGCUGCAUGCUGCUAGCAGAAGAUGGUGAAGGGCUUGGUGAUGACAUGGUGCUGGACAAAAUGCUUUGACUGGUUGAGCCCAGUAUACCGGAACCUGUUUCAUCAGGCUGAGGGGAACCUGCUGAGAAGACCUGGGUGAUGACUGGCCCGCUUAUCACAGCAGGUGAGGCAACAUGCGUGGUCUGUACAAUAACAGCUGGUGUGAAAGAGACUGGAUUAGAUGCUAUACUACUCUGCACUGUUUCCUCCGUACUCUCACUUGUGUUAUCUACCUCCAUGUCAAAAAUAUCAUAGUCUGAGGUUAAACUGCCCACAAGUUUCAUGUCUGUGUUGGUAGACUGUCCCUUGAUCUGAGAAUCAUCCAGCUUCCUCAGCUUGGCUGGAUUUUCUUUCUCAUGGCUUCCACCAUUAUUUCCUUUCUCUGUGCCAUCUUUUCUCUUUGGUCGAUUGUCGAGCCGUGUUGUGUUGGGAUUUUGGACACGCAAGUAAUCUGAGAGUAGAGUGCAGUACUGCAUCAAUGAUGCCAUUUCCUGAAACUCUGGGUGGGUAUGGAAGGAAUGCUGUAUGACAUCAGCCCUUGAGAAAGACUGAUACCGACAAUACUUGCAAUGAAAGCGAUGAUCCAUGAUGUGGGUUAUUAGCUGGUUCUUGUUAGAUGUAGAAAAUGAACAAAAGUUGCACCAGUAACAUUUAAUAUCAACCAAAGCCAUAAGCCGUCCCUCUCGACUUAAUAGCUGGGUGUUUGCGGAUACCCCACAAACCAUUUCAUGCUCUUGCACAUGAAAGUAUCUCCUCUGAUUCUUUGCUGCCAAUUUUCGUCUCCAUCACUGCCGAUGUAAAAUGUGACUUAUCUUUCUCAACCAUGUGACACCGCAAUGUUGGAGUCCUUGGUCUCAGAAUUCUGCCCAUAGGAAUACCAUCAUCACGUUCUCGGACGCUUCCUGAUGGCAACACUCUUCCUCUUUGUCCAAGCCCUGUGGAAAAUGCUGCU
Pomacea canaliculata is the source of this 5674-nucleotide messenger RNA. RefSeq lists its product as uncharacterized. The record is from RefSeq and is a predicted model, not a curated record. Bases 427 to 1101 code for a protein of 224 amino acids. The transcript has 6 exons. NCBI's taxonomy places the organism in Eukaryota, Metazoa, Mollusca, Gastropoda, Architaenioglossa, Ampullariidae.